GCAUUGUGGUUCGGCCGGACCGGCGGCGAGAGCGCAGCCGAGCCAAGCGAAGAUGGCUGAGCUGAAGCAGCCGCCCAAGCACGACGGGCGGGUGAAGAUCGGCCACUACGUGCUGGGGGACACGCUGGGGGUCGGCACUUUCGGCAAAGUCAAGAUUGGAGAACACCAGCUUACUGGACAUAAAGUAGCAGUGAAAAUUUUAAACAGGCAAAAAAUUCGUAGUUUGGAUGUUGUUGGAAAGAUCAAACGAGAAAUCCAAAAUUUAAAACUUUUCAGGCAUCCCCAUAUUAUCAAACUGUAUCAGGUGAUCAGCACCCCUACUGAUUUUUUCAUGGUGAUGGAAUAUGUGUCUGGCGGCGAAUUGUUUGAUUAUAUCUGUAAACAUGGACAUGUAGAAGAAGCUGAAGCCAGGCGCCUCUUCCAGCAAAUUCUGUCAGCUGUGGAUUACUGCCAUAGGCAUAUGGUGGUUCACAGAGAUCUGAAACCAGAAAAUGUGCUGCUGGAUGCACACAUGAAUGCCAAGAUAGCUGAUUUUGGGCUGUCCAAUAUGAUGUCAGAUGGUGAAUUCCUGAGAACCAGCUGUGGCUCACCCAACUAUGCAGCACCAGAAGUAAUCUCUGGAAGACUGUAUGCUGGCCCAGAAGUUGAUAUCUGGAGCUGUGGUGUUAUUCUUUAUGCUCUCCUCUGUGGGACUCUUCCUUUUGAUGAUGAGCAUGUUCCAACCCUGUUUAAAAAAAUCCGGGGAGGCGUCUUCUACAUUCCUGAAUACCUCAACCGUUCAAUAGCAACCCUGCUGAUGCAUAUGUUGCAGGUUGAUCCACUCAAACGAGCCACCAUCAAAGACAUACGAGACAACGAAUGGUUCAAGCAAGAUCUGCCCAGUUAUUUGUUCCCAGAAGAUCCAUCAUAUGAUGCCAAUGUCAUGGAUGAUGACGCUGUGAGGGAAGUUUGUGAGAAAUUUGAAUGCACCGAGUCAGAAGUGAUGGCCAGCUUGUACAGCGGAGAUCCUCAAGACCAGCUUGCGGUUGCUUAUCACCUGAUCAUUGACAACCGGAGAAUCAUGAACCAGGCCAGUGAGUUCUACCUCGCCUCCAGCCCACCCAGUGGCUCUUUUAUGGAUGACUCUAUGCAUAUCCCCCCAGGGGUGAAACCUCAUCCGGAAAGGAUGCCGCCUCUUGUUGCGGAUAGUCCCAAAGCCAAAAGCUCUUUGGAUGCAUUGAACACCACUAAGCCAAAACCAUCGACUGUGAAAAAAGCCAAGUGGCAUUUAGGAAUACGGAGUCAAAGCAAGCCUUACGAUAUCAUGGCUGAAGUUUACCGGGCCAUGAAACAUCUGGAUUUUGAGUGGAAGGUGGUGAAUGCCUUUCACCUUAGAGUGCGUAGAAAGAAUCCAGUUACAGGAAAUUAUGUGAAAAUGAGUUUGCAGCUGUAUCAGGUGGACAAUCGCAGCUAUCUGUUGGACUUUAAAAGCAUCGAUGAUGAUGUCGUGGAACAAAGAUCGGGUUCGUCUACACCUCAACGCUCAAGCUCAGCAGCUCGUUUGCACAGACCAAGACUAAGUCUUGACUCCGCCACCGUUGAUUGCCAGUCACUUCCCGGGUCCCCUACUGGUUCUUUGACUGGGAGCAUGUCCUCUGUGACACCACGCCUUGGGAGCCAUACACUGGAUUUCUUUGAAAUGUGUGCCAGUCUGAUUAUGGCUCUGGCUGGCUGACAGGUAUGGUAGAAAUGAUGACCAGUGGAGUUAGUGCUUAACAGAGGUGAAGACUGAAGACUUCAGGCAACAGCGGAUAGCUAUUGGACUCUACUAGCUGCCACUCAAAAUCAGAUACUGCACUGCUGCCAAAAAUCUGAAAAUGUCUACAACUGAAGAAUCCAUCACAUUCAUGCCAUGUUGAAUGAACAGUGCAAUAAUAUUCCUGAAAACUUGACCAUCAAAAGGUUUUUUUUUAAAAAAAAUAAAACUUACUUUAGAAAACAAAAGCAAUAGAAUCCUAGAUAGAAUUAAUUUAGAUUAAUUAAUUAAUUGGAAGAAAAGUUUUCUCUGCUGUUCUUCCACGUAUUAUAACAUGCAAAAAUCACCCAUAGGAUAGGACUGUAGUUCAGAGAGAAGUACAGUUUUGAAUUUUUUUUAAUAUCAUAUUUUAAAUAAUUAUAAUUUAGACCUAGAUAUUUAAGUUUGGAAAUAUAUUAUGAUAGGCCUUUUGGCCAAGUUUCAUAUAUUUUUUCUUCUUCUAUGGAAAUGCUUUUGGAAUGCAUGGAAGUCAAUAGUGCUUUUAUAUCCUACUCAUGGAUUCAUCUGAAAUAAUUAUUGCAGUCUACCUCCUAAACAGUGUAGAACAGGAUUCAAGACUUGCUGACUCGAAAGCAGAGAUCUAGAACUAAGCACCUGGAGCAUCAGAGGUCUUCAAAUCUGAGAUUAGAUUAUUCAUUAUUAAGCGAUUUUUGUGACAUUGUGGUAAAAUUAAAUAAAGCAACUGCUUUUAUUAGAGGCAGCAAGUGACAAUGCAGAAACAUUUCUUACUUCAGUUAUUAGGCAGUAAAAAACCUCUUCCUGAUAUCAACACAUUUUUAUUACAUUCUUGUUGCUGCUAGACUGUACAUCAUAACAGUUUUUCACCCCAGUAGAAAAAUGUCCUCAGAGAUGAAUGAAACUAAAUGUUUCAAUAAGCAAAAUCCCCCAAACCUAGAUGUUGAAAUCCAUUCAAAUUCAGAAAUCACUUCAAUACAAUUCUUUUGAGUGGUGGAUGGUAGUCAGGGUUACCAAUUUUUUUUGCAAGCUAUUCAGCAGCAACAUUUCCCCAGUUUUAAUUAAAGUUCUUUUUUUAUUAAGGAGUUUCCGUUUUCAUUGAAGGAAUUCUUUUCACCGCAGCCUUUCAUAACCACUUUGCCCUUUCUGCUGUUCAUCAUCCAGCAUUUGUUAGAUUCAGACCACCUACUAUAUCUCAUAAACAAAAUUUGCACUCUGCUUUUUAUCUCAUUAUUAUUUCUCCCAUCAAUCAUUUCAGGCUGCGUUUUGCAUCGAAUAUUUCAAAAUGCUGGGUUUGCAUAUUUAAAUUAGCAAUAUUUAUUAAUCUCAUGGCAGCAACAGAUCAAAAUGUCUAUAGCCACAAUAUAAAAUUCAGAAUUGUGGGGGAAGGAAGAAAAAAAAAUGUUUUCCUUCAAGGGUGAGUUCCUUUGGUAAUAUUCUCUUUCAGAAAAAAAGGCUAAUAAACUGAUAAAGCAAGGUAACUGCAGGCUAGCUAUGCUUUUCAGAGAAGAGAGGGUAGCAGAGAACAUUAGCUGCAGUCAAGAGAAGGCUCAAGUGAAAAAAAGAACAGGGCACUCAAGACAAGUUUUUCUUGCUUCAAAAGCUAAUUAGUAGUUAAAUUCUUCUGUACAUUUAGUUGUCUGUAACAAUAUCACUAGGUGCUAAAUUUAGGCAGGUUUUUAGAAGAAAAGUUUACUGACACACACACAGCAUAUUUCAUUCUCUUGUAGGCUAAUCCUGUACGUUAGCGGCCCCCCAAACUUUUGGGCACCAGGGACCGCUUCUGUGGAGAGAGGAUUUUUCACAGACCAGAGGGGGCGUGGUUUUGCAUGCUGCCUACAUACUGCGGAAGGGGCGUUGCUUCUUUGCACUGACUGGUUGCUGGCAUGCCGCGGACUGGUACUGGUCCCCGGAGAGGGGAUUGGGGACCCCUGCUGUACUUGUCUGUUCUGAAAAUAAAUCUCACUGGCUUUGGGUAGACUUAGGUUUAAAUAAGAAUAUAGAGCAUUGCUCUAUGUUCUUAUUUAAUCUGGCUUUUAAAAAAAAGAUGGGGGAGUCUAUUUGUUUUAGUUUUAAACAUUGAUCCAAAGGGAGCAUUUUUGGCACUGCUACAGAAGCUGCUUGUGGAAGUGGAUGGAUUUGAGAUCUUUCAUAGACAAGGAUGUUUCCCAGUUCACCCUUUGGUCAAAUCAUCAAUCUCUUUCAAUUACUAAUGCCCAUUUUUGUUAUUUUUUAAUCUUCAUUUCUGAUUUGCCACUUCCAGAUCAUUAGGGACAUUCUAAAAUAAAAUGAUAUGCAUCUCGAUGUUUGUGUUGGCUCUAGCAUCCCUUCAUCCCCAGAAUUUGAGAAUAAUUUAUGGAGCCAAAAGUUGUGCAACAGGGAGAUGCAUUAGAAUCAAUUUGAUAUUGCCGGUAAAUGACACUGCAGUGAAUAUUUUUUCAGCGAGUCACUGUGCAUAAUCAAAAGUCAGUCCAGAGUGGUCUUGGGUGAUGUCAUGCUCCAUCAUGAAUACAUAAUAUUGAUCUUGAUGUGUUUUUUUACAAUGAUUAACAAAAAACAUGACAAUUUUAAUGUGUGUCAUUUUUAUUAAUCACAAAAACCCUCCAUUUUUUAAAGUCCACAAAUACAGCAGUUUAAAGUCACGGCAUUAUCUAAAUUGGCUAGAAUAUCUGUCAUAAGGGAGUCACAUGCAACUAUUGCAUUGAGAUUGUCCGCAGUACAUUUUUAAAACUAACAGAUUAACGGGCAUUAAUCACUAUUUAUCUUGAAACAUAACGAGUUUGUUCAAUUCUAGAUUUCAGAUAUCCUUUUUUGUGAGUAAAGCUUUGUCAUUUUCCCCUUCAACAGGAAAACAUUUUUGCCUUUUCAGUACUGACAGCAUCCUUUUACAAUACUAUUUCAUGAGAACUGGAAUAUGAAUUUGACAGUGUUGUUCCAGACCUUAGGGCUUUUAUGUACUUCUAAAGCUUAACUGCCUGUGACUUUGCUGACGUACAGAUAAAGCAGGAAUGACUUAUGUUUAGUGUUCGUUUUCUUUAGGCUAUCUCAAGGCAUCACAUUUACUAAAUGUGUAGUAACAAAACACUUCAUUACUGGAAAUAGUAGUAUUCUUUGAACAUGAGGGUGAAACUUUGUAGAUGCUGCAGUUCAUUGUUUCCGAGUUUUUAUUUAUGCUUUGUUCUCAUAAUAGCUGCGCUUUAAUUUUACAGUAGAUAUUGUUAAUACUUAUUAAUACAAGAUAUUAAUAAUACUUGAUAUUAAUAAGUUGAUAAAUUGAGGUUGAAUUAAAAAUAACAGGCUGAAAUCUAGUAAGUAUAAACCAUGAUGGAGUGAAAACAUUAUUUUAGGCAAAAUGGGAAAACAAUUUUAGCCAAAUACCUUUUCAUGAAGCCUUUCCAAAUAAUUCAAAAAUUGAAAUUUUCUCAUUUUUUGGUAUGGCAUCUCUUAACAGUCAUUUAUCUGGAAAUGACUGUUGAGGUACCCAUGGUUUUUUUUUUCCUGUUGGAGGAUAUUGAUUUUAAAGGACUUCCUUCAUAUAAUGAAUUUUGAUACAAUUAAAGGACUAGCAAGUACAGUCACUGUUUUGCUGAACAUGGAUGUAGGUACAGAUUGUCCUUGACUUACGACCACAGGUGACUCCAAAAUUUCUGUUGCUAAUGAAGACAAUUGUUAAGUGAAUUUUGGCCAUUCUUGCCACAGUUGUUAAGUGAAUCACUGCAGUUUUUAAGAGAGUAACAGGAUUUUUAAGUGAAUCUCCAUUGACUUUGCUUGUCAGGCGAUUGCAAAAGGUGACCGCAUGACCCUGGGACAUUGCAACCGUCAUAAAUAUGAGUCAGUUGCCAAGUAUCUCAAAUUUGACAAUGUGACCAUGGGGAUGUUGCAAUGAUCAUAAGUAUGAAAAAUGGUCAUAAGUUGCUUUUUUCAGUGCUCUAAGUCAAGGAUUACCUGUAACAUGAAAGGCUGUUAAAUGGGCCUCUGAGUAUGAAGAUAUAGGGAUUUAGAAUUUCAGGAAUGCUAUCUGAUCAUGCCUUUUGCUCUUACAUAAACAUAUGUAUCAGUAGUGGGUUUCAAUUUCAGUUGCUACUAGUUUGCUCGCAGGUGCGCGGGCACUGACACGCACACUUGACGCUUCUGCGCAUGAGCAGAGACUUCCAGGCGGGUAGGCGAAGUCUCCCGCCACCGCCACUCCUGGUUCACCCAAUCCAGAGCGAACCGGUAGCAACCCACCACUGAUAUGUAUACAGCCUCUCCUAUCAUCAACACUUAAUGCAGGGACAAAGAAACCCAUACCUAGGAUUACCUAGCUGGACUGCAAAUCUCUCUGACAUGGCAGCAAAUAGCAUUUUCUUGUAUCUGUUUGCAGCAUAUAUAAUAUGGUAUUCAUAGUGGCCCCAAGCUUUCUUUUUAUUCUCAAGACAUAUUUCAAUCUGGCACUCUUCAUUUGUGUGGAGGAAGACAUUCCCAGAAUUCCCAAACAGCAAGGUCAAAGGCCAGGUUAGUUGGAAAUUGCUAUCUCAAUACAUUUAGAGCUAGGUACAGUAGGUCUACAGCAAAGGUGGGGCGCUAUGGCCCCUUUAUGAGUUGUAGACUUCAGCUCCCAGAAUUCCUGAGCCAGCCUGGCAGUUGAAGUCCACAAGUCAUAAGGGGGCCAUAGUUCCCCACCCCGGGUCUACACUAUGCCUAAUACGUGAACUACUUUUAUUUUUCCUCAAAAUUUUGAAAGUCUAGAAAGGCAGAGGUACACUCCAUAAGGAAUAAAAACAUACUCUCUGCGCUCCCAAUGAAAGUUGAAGAUGGAGAUGCAAAGAAGCUGGGAAAGAGAAGCUCUAUUAAUAAAAAGGAUGGUUAUUAUCACUAUCGGUUUAAACUGAAUGUAAAUUUUUCCUGCCCUGCUAAAAAAUGUUUCAUCCAUCUGGAUGGAAGCAGAUGUUUUCAGAAAAGGUGCAAUUGCUAAUGUCCACGUUAUUAUUUUACAUUUAUUUUUGCACUUUACCUCUUUUUUUAAUAUCCAAUUCAGAUUACUGGUAAGACUCGUUUAAUAAGUAUCAGUUAGGAAUAUCACAUGUGUGAAAGAUAAAUUUAACAAAACACCAUUGAUUGCAACACGAUUAUUCUCUUAUGGCCAACUGAAAUUUAUCUUUGUUUGCUCAUGUAAAGACCCUAUUGCAUUUUCAUUGUGGAGUCGGGAUUGGAAUUUGGAUGUACACAAAUGUCAGGCGUCUACUAAAUUGUCAAAAGGAUGGCUAGAAUUAAGAUGAAUUACCCUUUUGGCUUUUGAAAGGGCAGUGUUUGAGCUAUAGAGCUAAUGUGGUAUUCAGUAUAGAUUCAGAUGGCUGUUACCGAUCUAUUUAAGUGAGGAUUGAUAGUGAUGUUGUUUUCCCCCAACAAACAGGAUAAGCACAUUUCUACACUGUUGAAGUGAAAGUACAAUUUUCAACCACUGGUUUAUUGGCAUAUUCCAGUUAGAAAAUCACUAAUUCCUCCCUCCACACCCCAACAUCCCUUUGAAUCAAUACAGAAUGUGUAAAGACGGUGAGAGCGGUGGCUCCUAUAACAAGUUUUCAUUCACAGUUAAUAGUGGUGUAAUCCUUUAGGUUUCAGAUUUCAAACAAGGCUACUUAAAUUGAAUUUUAAGUAGGGUUAAUUUCCUUGCAAGAAAAAUUUUCCAGGGGCCACUGCAUUAUCUUAAUUUCUUCCAUAGUAGCAUUGUUAUUGUUGUUCUUGUUGCUGUUGAUGAAUAUGUGAUCUAAGUUAAAUAUAGAAAAUUGUGCCUUUUUGCACCAACAGCUGAAAAUGACAGAAUGUAUCAUGUUUGCUCAUUUUGCAGAAAAAUCUAUCACUUUCAUUACCAUAGGUACAGGUUAUUUAAAAUACUUGAAGUAUACUGCCUGUUACCACUUUGCCUAAUUGAUGACAUUUGCACAUGACAACACUUGUUACUAUAAUCAUGCUGUGCAACCAAAGUGUUAUUCGUGAUGAGUUCUAGCUUAAUACUAGUUAAUGUAUGUUUUAGUAGGCAGGACUUAUGAAUCUCUACAGGCCUCAACUUACAACAGUUUGUUUAGUGACUGUUCAAAAUUACAAUAGCAUUGGAAAAAGUUGAUGUAUGACCGCUUUCAUACUUAUGACCAUUACAACCUCCCCAUGGCCAUGUGAUUUAUAUUCUAAUGCUUGACAACUGGCUCAUAUUUUAACGGUUGCAGUGUCCCGAGGUCACGUGAUCCAUUUUUGCAACCUUCUGACAAACAAAAGUCAAUGGGGAAGCCAGAUUCACUUAACAAUCCUGAUACUAAGUUAACACCUGCAAUGCUUCACUUAACAAAUGCGGCAAGAAAAGUUGUAAAACGGGGCAAAACUCAACAAAUGUCUCACCUAGCAACAUAAAUUUGGGGCUCCAUUGUGGUCGUAAGUCGAGAACUACCUGUGCUACCAGUCAAUUUAGAAACCACACUGUAACCAAGAAUGAGCUUGGUCAUCGGAGUAUUCAGAUCUUCAGAGAGGUGUUUCACUUGAUCUUCGCUCCACUUUUGAUCUCUUGACUAGCUGUGCUGCUUCUCUUGAUACAGUGUUCUGUAAGGAGCCCGUUUUUGAAAAGUGGCCGUCAAAGCAUAAACAUUCAUAAGUUUGACAUAAAGCACUGCAUCAAGGAAGCCCAUGGCUAAUCCACCAGUCUUUCUAUGUAGACCUAAAACAUUAAUAUGUUUGACUAAAAUGUUAAUAUGGUUUUUCUCCUCCUCGCCUCUUUUACUCCUAUCCAGAAUUUAUCUUAACUAUUAGUGUUAAUGUCACUUCCUCAAUACUUUCAAACGGCAAUGCACAUCCAAGUUGGCCAUUUUAAAAUUUCUGUUGUUAAGUGAAUUUUGUCCCUUUCUUGCCACAGUUAUUAAGUGAAUCAGUGCAGUUAUUAAAUUAGUAGCAUGGUUGCUAACAGAAUCUGGCUGUUGUGUCUGAGCCCCCCGAGCCGGGCCCCCUGCCAGAAAGUGACUCAGAAAGUGAGGGGGAAGGGCCAUCAGGACUUACCUCUGGAGCAUCAGCUUCCCUGGCUCAGCUCCAGGAGCCAGAGGGAGGCCAGGUGGAGGAGAUAACGAGGCCUCCUUCCCUUGACUCUUUCCCACCCAAGCCACGCCUCCAGACCCGGCUGAUGGCAAUCAGGCCUGGCUGGACCCUAGGUUUCGUUGGCAGGAGAGGUGGGAACAACAGAAGCAGGGGUGGGGCAGGCCUAGGAAGUGCUGAGUCAUGGAGCCACAUCCCAUAGGAUAUAAAAGCAGCAAGGGCUGCUAUACCACUUCGUGGCAAGCAAAUCAACUGCUUAACUAGAGCUGAAGUACUGUUUGUUCCUGGUUGACUCAUUGGCAUCAAGAGAGAUAACAGAGACACUUGGCAGACGCUCACUAAUUUGCUGCCAGAGCUGAUAGUUGCCGGCUAAUUAAGUCAUCGCUCGGACUGAGUCGAGGGGGACAGAACACUGGCUUUCCCAUUGACUUUGCUUGUCAAUAGUUCGCGAAAGGUGAUCACCUAACCCAAGGACACCACAACCGUCCUAAACAUGAGUCAGUUGCCAAGCAUCUGAAUUUUGAUCACGUGAUCCUAGGGAUGCUGCAAUGGUUGUAAGGUGUGAAAAAUGCUCAUAAACUACUUUUUUCAGUGCGGCUGUAACGUUGACCGGUCAGUAAAUGAACUGUUAUAAGUCAAGGACUACCUGUACUUGACAAAGAAACCUAUUCCUAUGAAAGGAAAUCAUUAUAGUUUUUCCCUCAAAGGUAGCUUGUCUCACAAAAGCUGCUUUUGAGAAAGAAAGAAACCGCCCGCUAGCCUAUUUCUUAUAUGUAUCCAAAUGACUUUUGAUCAUCAAAUCCCUGGAUCUUCAGUUGAUCAUAAGCUCUGCCAAUACUGCAAACAUUAUUCUGUUCAUGAAAACUAGAUGAAGUUGGAAAGUGAACCUUUAAAUGAAUGAUAAAUGGAAACACUGUUUUUGGUAUCUAUAAUUGUAUUUGUUGAAGAUUUAAUAAAAUGUUAGUUACCAGUUUAAGCAUUUUAGUAUUGCCCGUUAAGUUCUCCCUAAAUGCUUUGAAACUACUACUGAAACUGCCUUAAGUAAUCUAAAAUAAUGUGACGUAAUGUUUAUUUGAAAAGUUGACAUGUCUGUUUAUGCAUUUUCCUAAGUAAUUAUUGUAAACCUCAUAAAACUUUUGAAUGGUUA
Ahaetulla prasina is the source of this 9950-nucleotide messenger RNA. It is a transcript of the gene PRKAA2, whose product is annotated as protein kinase AMP-activated catalytic subunit alpha 2. Gene Ontology annotation, biological process: protein phosphorylation; intracellular signal transduction. The transcript is spliced from 10 exons. The record is from RefSeq and is a predicted model, not a curated record. Gene Ontology annotation, cellular component: cytoplasm. Bases 53 to 1714 code for a protein of 553 amino acids. Lineage: Eukaryota; Metazoa; Chordata; Lepidosauria; Squamata; Colubridae. Gene Ontology annotation, molecular function: ATP binding; protein serine/threonine kinase activity.